Messenger RNA from Archocentrus centrarchus (flier cichlid), 1306 nucleotides. RefSeq names its product polymerase (RNA) III (DNA directed) polypeptide H (gene polr3h). The coding region runs from base 7 to 741 and encodes 244 amino acids. The record is from RefSeq and is a predicted model, not a curated record. Gene Ontology annotation, cellular component: RNA polymerase III complex. Gene Ontology annotation, biological process: DNA-templated transcription; transcription initiation at RNA polymerase III promoter. Lineage: Eukaryota; Metazoa; Chordata; Actinopteri; Cichliformes; Cichlidae. Gene Ontology annotation, molecular function: DNA-directed RNA polymerase activity; DNA binding. The transcript has 6 exons.
AAUCACAUGGAGUUUCUGUAUCCGUUUUUGCGCUCAUGUAAAUUUCGGUGUGUGCAUGUGGAUGAGUGGGUAGCUCCCGAGUGUCUGGCGUCCACCAUGUUCGUUCUGGUCGAGAUGGUGGACACUGUCCGCAUCCCGCCGUGGAAUUUCCACAGACAACUCAACGAGGCCGUGUCCGAGGAGCUCAACAAGAAACUGGCCAACAAGGUAGUCUACAACGUGGGCCUCUGCAUCUGCUUGUAUGACAUCACAAAACUGGAGGACUCCUAUAUAUUCCCAGGAGAUGGAGCCUCACACACCAAAGUUCAUUUCAGGUACGUCGUUUUUCACCCUUUCCUCGAUGAGAUCCUCAUCGGCAAGAUCAAGUACUGCAGUCAGGAGGGAGUUUACGUGACGAUGGGCUUCUUUGACGACAUUCUCAUUCCACCAGAGUCUCUUCAGCAGCCUGCAAAAUUUGACGAAGCAGAGCAGGUUUGGCUUUGGGAGUAUGAGACAGAUGAGGGUGCCCAUGACCUCUACAUGGACCAAGGAGAGGAGAUCCGUUUUAGGGUGACAGAUGAAGUCUUUGUGGACACGUCGCCAACAGGCCCGGCUGCUGCAGCCUCUGAUACAGCGGCACAACCGGGACAGUCGACCGCACCGCCAAAAGAAGACAGUGGGGAGAAGAAAGAGGCACCAUACACGCUGAUUGGCACCAUCUGUGAGCCGGGGCUGGGGCUGCUGUCAUGGUGGAACAGUUAGCGCUGAGCAUUUGCUGCAUAUGGACAGAUCAACCAUCAUAACUGAUCUGAGACAUGAGGGACCCUCGGCAAAAGACACUGAACCCUACUGUUUGAUACAGAAGUCAUGACACAAGUGCCUGUUUUCCUCCAGCAUGGUGUCUGUGUCGGUGCAGAACCAGUUUUUCCUUGGUGCCUGUUGAGAACCAGCCCACAUUUGACAGGUUUCAGAACAGAUUGUUAUUGUGUUACAUGCAGGUUGGAAGAAUUAUAGAGCAAAUGCUGAACCAAGAUCCUGUCUGUAUACAUGUACCAUCUUUAUUUAUCCAUAUAAUUUAAUAUUAAAUGUAUUUAAUCAGACAGGUGUGACUGAGGUGUCUAGCUCAAUUUUUACCGUUUUUACAAACUGAUGAGAUGCAUUCACAUCAAGCCGCAGAAACUGCAAACACAUGUCACCAGUUUGUCGUGUUGAAAAAGAUGUUCUUUUUAUUUGACACCAACUCCACCUCCAGGUUCUGGUGCACAUGUCCUCAUUUUAUUCAUCAACCUUGUUUUUUUUUUUUCUGUUUCACAAUAAAAAGGCGUUA